Molecule: messenger RNA, 1218 nt
Organism: Clupea harengus (Atlantic herring)
Lineage: Eukaryota; Metazoa; Chordata; Actinopteri; Clupeiformes; Clupeidae
Gene: ptrhd1
Product: peptidyl-tRNA hydrolase domain containing 1
Molecular function (GO): peptidyl-tRNA hydrolase activity
Source: RefSeq, a predicted model, not a curated record
UGCCUAUAGUUGCUCACUGAACGCUGCUCACCGGUACUGUGUGAUUUUGUGUGGACGUUGUGUCGUGCUGUUUUGAAUUAGAGUAUUUACAAAGGAAUUGCUUUCCCCUGUUGUUUUCAGAAACAUGGCGGUGACUGCCAGUGCACAGAAGAAGCUGGUUCAGUAUGUGGUUGUGCGAUCGGACUUAAUUCACACCAUGUCUUGGCCAUUAGGAGCGGUUAUAACGCAAGCCUGCCACGCCACCACCGCUGCCAUACAUUUAUUUUACAGUGACCCCGACACACAGGAGUACUUAGCAGACCUGGACAACAUGCACAAAGUGGUCCUAGAGGCCAAAGACCAGGACUCUCUAUCAAAUCUUGCGUUAACACUAAGUGAAAAGGGUGUUUCACAUAAACUCUGGAUGGAACAGCCGGAGAACAUCCCCACCUGUCUGGCCCUGAAGCCCUACCCCAAAGAGACAGUGCAGCCAUUUCUGCGCAAGUUCAAACUAUUCAAGUAAACGGAUAGCAUGGACAAAUCCUCUGUGUUCCUUCAGUGAUGUCUGAUGUGGCCUACACCCAUUGAGUUUACAAGCUCAGUGGUAGGCCAUAGGACCUUUUUUGGAUCAUUUUCAAGAGUCAUUGUGUGCUACAUCCAUUAUGUGUGUUUGUUAUCUUUGUGCUGAAAUAAAAAAAAUCACUGAAUCUGCCUGGUAAUCUUAUCAAUGGGACUCUGUGACAGAUGCAGUCACAAGGCUCUCUAUGCUGAAUAGUAAGCAUGAACUGUUACAUCUAUUUUGACUUGCAUUAUAUAUGCAUUUAUAUUUAUCGAAACAGAAAAUAGUUAUUUUGGCCUUGCAGCGAUUAAGCUACUGGCACACAGAGGACAAACUCAGUACGUGUAAGCACCAACUCUGGUCACACAGAAACGAAGCUUCAUUUAAACUGGAGAAGGAAGGCAAAAACUAUUUCUUAAUUUCUAGGUAGUGCACCAACUUAUUCAAAUGCCAUGUUAUGUUUUGAUAUGUUAAUGAUAUUAUUAUGUGUCUUCAAAAAAUGAAUAUGUGUGUCAUGGAUAAUAAUAAUAAUAUUGAAGUGUAAUGCCAAAUAUAAUUUUGCAAACAAGACUGGGAUUAGAAAGGAAUUGAACUGUGAAUGCCAAUUUACAUUUUUACUUUAUUGCAGUGGGUUGCAGUUAUAUAUCCAUGGAAUCAUCAUCCAUGCCAUCAUCACAUGG